AUGUCUCUGAAUGGGCUCGAUGAGGUAGCUGUCAUCGAAGCAUACCAAGCUGCUCUCGCGGAACCGGGCGGAUGGUUUCUGUUAAAAUAUGUCACAAGAGACACCAUCGAUCUUCUGCAAAGAGGGACUGGAGGCGUUGUUGAAGUCAGGAUCGCCAUUGAGGCAUAUGAGGAGAAAUCCCCGGUCUAUGGCCUGGUGCAAUACCGCCGGAGGAAGGUGGUGCUCAAAUAUGUUCCUGAAGGAACGUCGAGGCUGCUGCAGGCGCGCCUUACUGUACAAUUCCAAUCAAUCCUCGAGAAAUUCACCCCUCACGAUACAGUCUUCAAUUUUACCGCCGCAACCGAACUGACCGAUUCCGCCCUCUCAUCGGCAUGUAUGCUGCACACCUCGAUUGCGUCUUUCAACUCUUCAACAUCUUCACUCCAUCGUCAUCGGUUGGGGGAGAUUACUGAAGAUGUUGAGGAAGGAGGAGAGAGACGCAAGUCUGGGCUAAGGCAUAGCAUCCUGUCAGACGCAGACAGUGGCUCUAAAGAGGGGCGGAACAAUGUCACAUAUCAAGCAACAGCUACCUCAAAUUUGUCUCCAGUCUCGCACUUGCCUGAUAAUCACAAACCCUCCACGCCUGCCUCACUUAUCUCUCCAAUUCCAACCUUCGACAAAUCUUUACCCGCAACUCCAGAACAGUCUCCUGGGAAGAGGCCAACCAGCAGAGCGGCCGACCAUGAAGCAACAGCUGCCGGCGAAGACCUAAUUCCCCCAAGAUUAGAAGGUCAAAGACUAAGCUUAGAUUCUCGCCGUUCAUCACAAUCUAAACGCCCAUUAGCUCUAGACACAGAUCGCGCUAACUCAGCAUACAACCCCUAUAAACCCAAGGCCAAACUUGGUCCACGUCCGUCAGCACAACGACCUCGGACGCCCGGCUCUAGAGGCGAAGCAAGACCUGUUGCUAAUCUGCCAAACUCUAUCCGGGUCUCAACCCGUCCACCGCCCGCUGCCAUUCGGCCGCCUUCGUCUGCGUCUCAUCGACCAAUAUCUCAACAGUCGAAUAGAAGCGCACAUUCAACUUUUGUCGCUGCCUACGACUCCACUCCUCCACCUCCGUUACCACAUCCAUCUGUCCACAUCUCGGCUCUUUAUCAUCCUUCCAAUACUUACUUGAUCAAUCGACCCGCUUCUCCUGCACUAUCAGCCACCACCUCGAUUGCCGCUUCAAUCACUUCUAGUGCACCUCCUCGUAUCACACCGGAGAAACGAAGGCUUAUGAAAGCCCUACAGCUCCGCAAGAAGCAACAAAUGGUCAAGACUAGUCUAAUCAAGCCUUCCAGCACGGAUACGCCAAGUCAAGAAUCCUCAGGGAAGACGCAGAUUUAUCCUCCGGCCAAAAAAAAUGAACACCCAUCUCAUGAUCCGUCAUCCCUGCCCAGGCUGUCUUUAACAGCGCAAAGUCGCGAGCCACCUUCUAGCACAGAUAUCGCUCCGUCGGUUUCAGCACAAGAAGCUGCGAUUCAAGAUCAUAUAAUGGCCAAAAGCAUGGAAUCAAUUAGAGUUGACUCUUCUCUGGACAGUAAGGAUGUCGAUGUGUUGUCAAGCACAAUAGAUUCAGAAUCAGCCACUUCCGAAGCUACAGUACCAAGUUUGAAAUCGACCGCCAUUGUACAGACCACGUCUCCUCUUCUGCCACCCAUAACCCCUCACAACAGGCUGAGUAUUGGUGUUCCAUCAACCUUCGAGAAAGAAGAAAUAGAAAAGCUUCGACAAACAAAUACGAUUGCAAAUUCAAGUACAAUUGCUGAAGAGGAAGAAAUUGACAUAGCUUUCAAAUCACCACAAUCGCUACCUGAGCCGGUGCCGCCCAUCGAGACCAUUCCAGAGCAAUCCCCGCACUUUGAGGCCGCAACCUUGGGCACUGUCGACAAAGAGGCACCUCAGGUGGGAGCGCAUCCCCAAAUCACUGUCGAAGGCGAGCCUGUCCCUUCCAAUAGUGCCGAGAAGCGUGGAUCGGGCUCUGCUGGUAGGCGCACGGGUCGUCGCGGUAUGCUUGAGCAGGACAAGACUAUUGCAAGUCCAGAGACAUCGGACAUAUCAGACGACGAAUCCUUGUAUGAUGAACUUCAAACUGCAAUUGUUGAAGAGGCCAAGUCAGUCAUGGUAGCACGAUCUCCCCGGCAUGCUGUAUUCAACAGAGGUAGCCUGGAACGUCAACAGGAGCCAAAUAGGUCUAUUUCAUUGCAGACUCACCAGACAGAGGAAAACUCCAAAUCCACGACAGAAAAAGCCAAAGUUGAAGCAGGCCGGAGCUCAUCCUCUUCACUACCAACCUGGUCACUUAGUGCUGACUCAGCCCAGUCUCUGCUCCUCAAGAAAACUAACGUAUCGACGGGAAUUUCUAAACGCAUCCAGGCCCUCGAAAUGUUUAGCGGUCGCACGGAAGCACGUCCGGGUUCGCCAAACCAAGCAGCACUACCGAGUCCUCCUCUGACGGGUGGUCUGGUGAAGAAGCGCACGUCUUCCCAUUCUCCAAGUGAAACCCCUGUUCGCUACACAAAUUCGGGCACUUCACCGGCAAAACAAGCUCAUUAUCCCUCACCAAACCCAACCCCAACCCUAACGCCAGCAGUUGCUCAUCAUAAGUCAGCUCUGGCCCAGGAAGAUAUUUCUAAUGUCGACUUCCUUGCCCCAAGACGGAAAGGUGACUCGGUUUCGGUGACAGCACGAAUCGUUGAGGAACCAGUUGAGAGCAAGCCGAUUGAGUCAAGAAACACUUCGAAGCCCGCUUCCAUGAAUCUACAUCCGAACCUUCUGGUUGUGGAGCACGAAGAGGAGGAAUCUCCUCGUCAAUAUGAAUUUUCGAGCGCCACGCAACGGGAUGUUGAGCCACUUCCUUUGAAGAAGUCCCAAGUGAAAGCAACAGAUAAUCCAAACCCUGAGCGGUGCCGGCUAUCAAUGUCUUCGAAUCGUUCUAACCCAGGCCAGAUGCCGCAGUCAGAGUCUUUCACGAAGCGCUUGGCCAUGACCAUUCGUCACGCUAGGACCGGGUCUGGCAAUCUACCUCGUUCUGCUAGCGAUUCGUCCUCGAAUGCGGACGAAAAGAUGGUGAAAGAAUCGCGAAAGGCUCGUUUAAUAAGGCGAAUGUCUGUAUUUACUGCGGGCCCUCGUCGCAGCAUGGCCUCUGCCUUUGGAUCCAACACUCUAAAACAUGAAGAGUCACCUUCUGGAGUUGGCCAACCACCGGAACCAAUCGCCGAGCUUUCGGGAGAAAUUUCUCCUGUAAAUUCUUCUUCAGGAGAAUCUCAUGCUCACGUUGUGGAUAUUGGGGAUGUCAACAUUCAAUUCCCAGAUACACUCCUUUGGAAGCGGCGUUUCAUGCGCAUUGACGAUCAAGGCUUUCUCAUCCUGACACCACCUACAAUGGAGGCAAAUAAACGUGGUAUAAGUCGCCGAUUCCACCUUAGCGAUAUCAAAAAGCCGAGUCUACCACCUCUUGAGCGGGAAGAAUUGCCCUGGAGCAUUGUACUUGAUUUCGAGGAUGGUACCUGUCUUCAAGUUGCUUGCGAAAGCAGAUACGCUCAAGGGCAAGUUUUGAGAAUGCUCGAAGACGCACAUGCAGCGUAUCAGUCUCUGUUCACGCAAUCCUGA
Molecule: messenger RNA, 3636 nt
Organism: Endocarpon pusillum Z07020
Lineage: Eukaryota; Fungi; Ascomycota; Eurotiomycetes; Verrucariales; Verrucariaceae
Exons: 4
Coding region: 1-3636 (1211 amino acids)
Source: RefSeq, a predicted model, not a curated record